Molecule: messenger RNA, 3365 nt
Organism: Panicum hallii
Lineage: Eukaryota; Viridiplantae; Streptophyta; Magnoliopsida; Poales; Poaceae
Product: protein STRUBBELIG-RECEPTOR FAMILY 3-like
Exons: 19
Coding region: 554-2899 (781 amino acids)
Biological process (GO): protein phosphorylation
Molecular function (GO): protein binding; protein kinase activity; ATP binding
Source: RefSeq, a predicted model, not a curated record
CUCCGCGCACUCAUCAACACAAGACGCUCCCCUCCCCCUCCCCCGCAGUCCCGCCGCACCACACGCUCUGUCCCCUUUUCCGGCGCCCGCGACGGAUUGCGACGAGCGGAUAGAUAGAUCUGCGCUGUGCGUCUCGAGCCCGUCCCUGUCUCGCCGUCUCCUUUCUGCUCUCCUCCUCCACUCUCCACCGAGCAGCGCGAAUCCUUAGCGGCCAAGGCUUUCCGAGCUCAGCUCGGGGAGUUUUAAACGCGGCCCGACGAAAGGAGGACCGCACUCCCUGCCGGGCUGCUGCUGGUCGCUUGCUUUCGGUGGCGAGCGUCUCGGUAAAGCGGCGGCUGCGGCAGAGAUUGGACUUGCUGGUUGCGCAGUGCAGCGCUGCCGUGGAGACAGGAAUCUGCCGCAGGCUGUAAUCCUAGGGGACUCAUAAUUGAUCGUUGUUUCCAAAGAUCAGAGUAACGUGCCCGAGUUUGCCACCUGCCCACCUUCAUCCUCCGGGGUCGCUCGUCAUCUGAUGCCCGCGUUGGGGGAUUGUUGAAGGGAUAAGGUCGUGGCAAUGAGCAAACCGGCGCGCGUGCAGCGCGCGUCCCCGCCGCCGCCCCUGGUUGUUUCGGCCGCCAUCUUGCUGCUGCUCUCCGCGUUACCGCGCUGUCAGCCCUACACUUACGAGCAAGAUGUGUUUGCGAUAAAUGGCUUGUACACGGCGCUUAGAGCACCACAGCUGCCCAAUUGGACUACAAAUGGCGGUGACCCCUGCAAUGAGGGCUGGCAGGGUGUUUCAUGCGUGGCCUCAAAUAUUACCUCCAUAAUUCUCAGCGGUGCAAACUUGGGUGGACAGCUGGGUAACACUUUGGCGAAUUUCACAUCAUUGAUCACCUUGGAUCUUAGCAACAAUAAUAUUGGCGGAACCAUACCUGAUGGUCUACCAGUCACAAUGCAGAAAUUUUUCCUUUCAGCUAACCAGCUAAGUGGCAGCCUCCCAAGUACAUUGUCAUCCCUCACACUUUUGACAAGCAUGUCGCUCAAUAACAACCAAUUAUCUGGAGAUAUACCAGAUGUAUUUUUAGCACUCACUGGACUCGCGAAUUUAGAUUUUUCUUCUAACAACUUGACCGGUCCGCUGCCACCUUCAAUGGGAAAUUUGACAGCAUUGACUAGCCUGCAUAUUCAGAACAAUCAACUGACAGGAACCCUUGAUGUGUUGCAAGAUCUCCCUUUCCAAGAUUUGAACGUAGAAAACAAUCUUUUCUCUGGUCCGGUGCCUGUGAAGUUACUCAACUUGCCAAACUUUAAGAAGGAUGGGAACCCAUUCAAUACCAGCAUAGCCCCAUCCGCUCAACCUCCUGCAGCGCCAACACCAUUACCAUCAGUCUCACCUCCAGCUAGGCAUGUCCCCUCAAAACAACCUUCAACCUCCUCUAGCGUUCCAGGAGGAAGUACUCCAGGAUCAGGAAAACAUACCGUUUCAACAAUCAAAUUAGUUGGAUAUAUCCUUAUAGGGGUGGUAUCAGCAGUAGUUAUUGUGCUAAUGGCAAUGUACUGUCUAUCCAAGUGCAAAGAAAGAAAGUCAAGAGAUGACAUUUAUACAAAAAACAAGAUGGGAAGGGUGCCUCAGAAGCUUGGAGAGCCUAAAAUCAAGGAAAUGGCAGAAAUCAAGGAGCCACCAGUAAAACUCGAGAAUAAUGUUGGGAAAGCUUCCCAUGUUGUUUCUGAUGCAAAGGAGGAUCAUAAGUUAAAAAUGCCAACAUCAGCAGCUUCAAAUGUGGUUUGUGAUGCAAGAGAUGGGCAGAAAUCAGACUCACUGUUGGCAGCUACUCCCAGGGUGGUCUCAAUGAAGCAAAAAGAGCAUGUAAUUGAUAUGGAAAAGGCUGAUAAUUUCGUUGAGGAGCAGUUGCAUUCUACGCAACCUGUUGCACAACGUUCUGAAAAGGUCAUCGUCAAUCCCAGUGUUCGUACUAGAAGAAGAGUACCUUCAGUUGGGAAGGUAGACCUGACAACUACUGUCAAGUCCUUUUCCAUUGCAUCCCUUCAACAAUAUACCAACAGUUUCAGUGAGGAAAAUCUCAUAAGAGAUAGCAGGUUUGGUAAGGUAUAUCUGGCAGAGCUUCCUGAUGGAGAGUUACUGGAAGUUUUGAAGAUAGAUGCUUUUAACUCAAAAGUACCAGUGGAUGCCUUUCUUGAGCUAGUUGUGAGCAUUUCUGAACUGAGGCAUCCUAACAUACUUGGGCUUGCUGGAUACUGUGCGGAGUUUGAGCAGCGACUACUUGUCUAUGAGCACUGUAGCAAGAUGACUCUACAUGAUGAACUCCACUAUGUAGAUGACUCAAGCAAGCCAUUAUCAUGGAAUGCUCGCCUCCAAGUUGCUGUGGGGGCAGCAAAAGCAUUACAACAUCUUCAUGAUGGUUGCCAACCACCAAUUGUACAUCAGAAUUUCGAACCAUCUGUUGUUCUUCUAAACAGCACCUUAGUUGUGCAUAUUUCUGAAUCUGGCCUUGCAUCAUUAGCAUCAAAAUCAGCAUCUCAGUUGUCUGGCCGUACCUUAUUCCAUUAUGAAGCCCCUGAGGUGCAUGAAUCUGGAUCCAUAAGUGAUCGAAGUGAUGUUUACAGCUUCGGUGUUGUUAUGUUGGAGCUUCUAACAGGGCGUAAACCUUAUGAUAGCUCACGUCCACGGGCUGAACAACAUCUGGUGCGAUGGGCCACUUCUCAGCUCUAUGAUAUUGAUGCCAUAGCAAAGAUGGUAGAUCCUUCCAUUCAAGGACAAUGUUCUGAAAAGGCACUGUCUCGUUUUGCUGACAUUAUUAGCCGCUGCAUUCAGCACGAACCAGAAUUUAGGCCACCGAUGUCUGAAGUUGUCCAAGACUUAACUCGCAUGAUAAGUAAUGCAUCAAAGGCUUCCAUGUAGGCGGUCCUGAAGGGGGGUGUGUGUGUGUGUGGUGGUGGUGGUGGGGUUUUUUUUUUUUUUUUUGGGGGGGGGGGGGUGGAGGCCUGUGCUUUCGAAAUUAGAAUGCAAGCAUGCACCUCAUCUUGGUAUUUGGAGUGUCAUGUGGAGCGCUUCUUGGCAGAUUCAGUUCUCUCCGAUGUUGUGAAGACGCAUUUAUGAUCAUGGAUGCAGUAGUAGGAUAUUCUGGCCGACGCAAGAAGGAUGCAGUAAUGCACCGUGUUUUAUCCAUUGCCAUAAUGCUCCUCUGAAUCUCUCGUGAAUUUUUUAGUUCGAAGUUAUUGUUGUAAUUCUGUAGUCUGCACAAUAUAUUUCUCGGCUCCUGGUUCCGGUUGCAGAUCACUUCAUGUGAUCAUGCAUGGUUCUCUAGACCAUAUGUAAAUACAAGAACUGAAAUAAAUAUAUUAGAGUUUGCUCAUGUUAAAGAUCA